Molecule: messenger RNA, 7345 nt
Organism: Phaethon lepturus (White-tailed tropicbird)
Lineage: Eukaryota; Metazoa; Chordata; Aves; Phaethontiformes; Phaethontidae
Product: plectin-like
Biological process (GO): hemidesmosome assembly; intermediate filament cytoskeleton organization; wound healing
Cellular component (GO): sarcolemma; perinuclear region of cytoplasm; hemidesmosome
Molecular function (GO): ankyrin binding; structural constituent of muscle; structural constituent of cytoskeleton
Source: RefSeq, a predicted model, not a curated record
CGGCAGAAGCAGCUGGCAGAUGCCGAGAUGGAGAAGCACAAGAAGUUCGCUGAGCAGACGCUGCGGCAGAAGGCACAGGUGGAGCAGGAGCUGACCAAGGUGAAGCUGCAGCUGGAUGAGACGGACCACCAGAAGGGCAUUCUGGAUGAGGAGCUGCAGCGGCUGAAGGAAGAGGUGACUGAUGCUGUCAGGCAGAAGGCCCAGGUGGAGGAGGAGCUCUUCAAGGUCCGGGUGCAGAUGGAAGAGCUGGCGAAGCUGAAGAGCCGGAUCGAGGAGGAGAACAAGGCGCUGAUCCUCAAGGACAAGGACAACACGCAGAAGUUCCUGGCAGAGGAGGCUGAGAAGAUGAAGCAGGUGGCAGAGGAGGUUGCCCGGCUCAGCGUGGAGGCCCAGGAGGCCGCCCGCAUGCGGAAGCUGGCCGAGGACGACCUGGCGCAGCAGCGGGCACUGGCGGAGAAGAUGCUCAAGGAGAAGAUGCAGGCGAUACAGGAGGCCACGCGGUUGAAGGCUGAGGCAGAGAUGCUGCAGAAGCAGAAGGACCUGGCGCAGGAGCACGCCAAGCGGCUGCAGGAAGACAAGGAGCAGAUGCAGCAGCGCCUGGCUGAGGAGACUGAGGGUUUUCAGAAAACCCUGGAAGCUGAGCGCCGGCGGCAGCUGGAGAUCACAGCUGAGGCUGAGCGCCUCAAGCUGCACGUGGCAGAGAUGAGCAUGGCCCAGGCCAAGGCCGAGGAGGAAGCCAAGCGGUUCAAGAAGCAGGCGGAGGAGAUCAGUGAAAGGCUGCACGAGACUGAGCUGGCCACGCAGGAGAAGAUGACACUGGUGCACACUCUGGAAAUCCAGCGGCAUCAGAGUGACCAGGACGCAGAGAAGCUGCGGAGGGCCAUUGCUGAGCUGGAGCAGGAGAAGGAGAAGCUGAAGCAGGAGGCGGCAUUGCUGCAGCAGAAGGCGGAGGAGAUGCAGGUGGCCCAGCAGGCACAGCUCCGCCAGGAGACGCAGCUGCUCCAGCAGACCUUCCUGACAGAGAAGGACGCCCUGCUGCAGAAGGAGAAGUUCAUCGAGGAGGAGAAAACAAAGCUGGAGAAGCUCUUUAAAGACGAGGUGAACAAAGCCCAGAACCUGAAGGCAGAGCAGGAGCGGCAACAGAAGGAGAUGGAGCAGGAGAAGCAGCAGUUGAAAGCCAUGCUGGAUGAAGCGAAGAAGCAUCAGAAAGAAGCAGAGGAAAACGUCCAGCACAAGCAGGAGGAGCUGCAGCAGCUGGAGAGACAGCGGCAGCAGCAGGAGAAACUCCUGGAAGAUGAGAACAAGAAGCUCAGGGAGAGACUCCAGCAGAUGCAGGAAGAGUACAAGGCUGCUCUGGCCCAGACACGAGAGAUCAUGAUCCAGACAGAUGACCUGCCUGAGGAGGCCACGGUUAUGACAACGCAGCUGCCGGAUAUCAAAGCUGUGCCCAACGGCAGAGAUGCGGUGGAUGGCUUAGCGCAGAACGGGGAGCCAGAGUUCGCGUUUGAUGGCAUCCGUCAGAAAGUAUCGGCAGAGAAGCUGGCUGAUGCUGGCAUUUUGAGCAAGGAGAGCUUAGACAAGUUGGCGAAGGGCAUUGUGAGUGUUGGCGAGCUCUCGCAGAGGGAAGACAUCAAGAAGUACCUGCAGGGAAAAAAAAGAAAGAGCAGCAUCGCCGGUUUGUUAAUCAAACCCACCAAUCAAAAGAUGAGCAUCUAUGAAGCCAUGAAGAAGAAGCUGCUCAGCCCAGGCACCGCGCUGGUCCUCCUGGAAGCGCAGGCUGCCUCCGGCUUCAUAAUUGACCCUGUGCGAAAUGCGAGGCUCUCAGUGAAUGAGGCGGUGAGAGAGGGAGUGAUUGGGCCAGAACUGCACAAUAAGAUGCUGUCUGCUGAACGGGCGGUAACUGGCUACAAGGAUCCUUACACGGGCGACAAGAUCUCACUCUUCCAGGCCAUGACGAAGGAGCUCAUUGUCAGGGAGCAUGGCAUUCGCCUGCUCGAGGCCCAGAUCGCCACCGGUGGCAUCAUCGACCCUGUCAACAGCCACCGCCUGCCUGUAGAAGCUGCCUACAAGAGGGGCUACUUCAAUGAGGAGAUGAACCAGGUCCUCUCUGACCCCACCGAUGACACCAAGGGCUUCUUUGACCCCAAUACACAGGAGAACCUCACCUACCUGCAGCUCAUGGAGCGGUGUGUGACUGACCCAGACACAGGGCUGUGCCUCCUGCCGCUCACUGACCAGGCAGCCAAAGCAAGAGAGCUGGUCUACACUGACAAAGAAGCUAAGGACGUCUUUAAGAAGGCCACAGUGACGGCACCGUUUGGCAAGUUCCAAGGGAAGACAGUGACCAUCUGGGAGAUCAUCAACUCUGAAUACUUCACUGAGGACCAAAGGCGGGACCUGAUCCAACAGUACAGGACUGGCAAGAUCACAGUGGAGAAGAUCAUUAAAAUUAUCAUCACGGUUGUAGAGGAAAGUGAGAAAAAGAGACAGAUGUGCUUUGAGGGCCUCCGGGCCCCUGUGCCUGCCACUGAGCUGCUGGAAAGUGAAAUCAUCAACAAGGACCUCUACAACCAGCUGCACCAGGGCAAGAAGUCUGUGAAGGAUGUGGCAGAGAUGGAGUCUGUGCAGCAGUAUCUGAAGGGCACGGAUGCCAUUGCCGGCGUCCUAAUAGAGUCGACUGGCCAGAAGCUCACCUUCUACGAUGCCCUGAAAAGAAACCUGCUGAAGCCAGAGAUUGCCCUGUCCCUGUUGGAAGCGCAGGCUGCCACCGGCUACAUCAUUGACCCUGUGAGGAACAAGCUGUUCUCUGUUGAUGAGGCGGUGAAGGCCGAGGUGGUAGGGCCAGAGUUUCACGAGAAGCUGCUGUCUGCAGAGAAGGCGGUGACUGGCUACAAGGAUCCCUAUACAGGCCAGACGGUUUCCCUUUACCAAGCACUCAAGAAGGGCCUCAUCCCCAGUGAUACCGGGUUCCGUCUGCUGGACAUCCAGCUCGCCACUGGAGGCAUCAUCGAUCCCGUGAACAGCCACCGCCUCCCACUUAAGGUUGCCUAUAAGCGGGGCUACUUCGACCCGGAGAUAAAUGAGGCUCUGUCUGAGCUCCGAGAUGGUGCCAAGGCUUUCUAUUGUCCCAACACCCAAGAGCAUCUCACUUAUGCCCAGUUGCAGGAGAACUGCCACCGUGACAAGCAGACUGGCUUCUCCCUGCUGCCGCUGUCGGACAAAGCCAUCCAAUCACAGCAGGAGGAGGUCUACACAGACAGCCAGGCGAAGGAGUGCUUUAACAAGGCGACCGUAGAGGUCCCAGUGGGCAGCAUGAAGGGCCAGACAAUGACCAUCUGGGAACUGAUCCACUCCGAGUACUUCACUGAGGAGCACCGGCGGGAGCUCCUCCGACAGUACAAGACUGGCAAGGUGACCAUCGAGAAGAUCAUCAAGAUUGUGAUCACCAUCAUUGAGGAGGCAGAGACCAAAAAGCAGGAGAAGCUGACAUUCAGUGGCCUCCGGGCACCCGUACCUGCCAGUGAGCUGGUGGAGUCCCGCAUCAUCAGCAAAGCCCAGUAUGAGCAGCUGAAGGAAGGCAAGAAAUCGGUGAAGGACCUCUCUGAGACAGAUGCAGUGAGGAGAUUCCUGCAUGGCAGCGACUGCAUUGCCGGCGUCUAUGUGGAGGCGACCAAGGAGAAGCUGAACAUCUAUGAGGCCAUGAAGAGGAACCUGCUGAGACCCAGCACUGCUGUGGUCCUCCUGGAGGCCCAGGCAGCAACUGGGUUCUUGAUUGACCCUGUGAAGAACCGAAAAUUGUAUGUCAAUGAGGCUGUGAAGGCUGGUGUCAUCGGGCCUGAGCUGCAUGAGAAGCUGCUGUCUGCCGAGAAGGCUGUCACUGGGUACAAGGACCCCUACUCAGGUAACACCAUCUCCCUCUUCCAGGCCAUGAAGAAAGGACUUAUUGUCAAGGAGCACGGCAUCCGCCUGCUCGAGGCCCAGAUUGCCACGGGUGGAAUCAUUGACCCUGUUAACAGCCACCGCCUCCCCAUGGAGGUGGCCUACAAGCGGGGCUACUUUGACGAGGAAAUGAACCGAACCCUCUCCGACCCCACCGAUGACACCAAGGGCUUCUUCGACCCCAACACCCAUGAGAACCUCACCUACAUGCAGUUGAAGGAGAAGUGCAUCGAGGAUCCUGAGACGGGCCUGUAUCUGCUGCCUCUGCGGGAGCCUGAGAAGCCUACAGUGGUGGAGACCACCCAGGUGUACACAGAGGCAGAGACGCGGAAGGUGUUUGAGGAGACACAGGUGGACAUCCCCGUGGGCAGCAGGGCGGGCUCCUCCAUGUCACUCUGGGAGAUCAUGCACUCGGACCUGCUGCCUGAGGAGCAGCGGAAGCAGCUCAUGGAGGAGUUCCAGUCGGGCCGUGUGUCCAAGGAACGCAUGAUCAUCAUCAUCAUUGAGAUCAUCGAGAAGACUGAGAUCAUCCGGCAGCAGAAUCUUACAUCCUAUGACUACGUCCGGCGCCGCAUUACAGCUGAGGACCUCUACGAGGCCAAGAUCAUCUCUCUAGACAUCUACAACCUGCUGAAGCAGGGCUCCAAAACCUUCCGGGAGCUCCUGGAUGUGGAGACUGUCUGGAAGUACCUCUACGGAUCGGGCUGUGUGGCUGGCAUCUACAUCCCCUCUUCCAAGCAGAAGCUUAGUAUCUACCAGGCACUGAAGAAGGGGCUGAUCAACUCCGAAGUGGCCCGCUCCCUCCUGGAGGCCCAGGCUGCCACUGGUUUCAUGAUUGACCCCACAAAGAAUGAGAUGCUGACUGUUGACGAAGCAGUCAGGAAAGGCGUGGUGGGGCCUGAAAUCCAUGACCGGCUCCUGUCCGCAGAGAGGGCUGUGACUGGUUACAGAGACCCGUACAGUGAACAGAAGAUUUCCAUCUUCCAGGCUAUGAAGAAAGACCUCAUUCCCAGCGAAGAGGCCCUCAAGCUCCUGGAUGCCCAGAUAGCCACCGGUGGCAUCAUUGACCCUCACCUGGGAUUCCAUCUGCCCCUGGAGGUGGCCUACCAGCGGGGUUUCAUCAACAAGGACACAUAUGACAUGCUGUCUGAGCCCAGUGAGGUGCGAAGCUACGUGGACCCAUCCACGGAGGAGAAGCUCAGCUACACCCAGCUCCUGAAGCGGUGCCGGAAGGACGAGAACAGCGGGCUCCUCCUCCUCCCACUCUGCGACACAAGGAAGCUCACCUUCCGGGGGCUGCGGAAGCAGAUCACUGUGGAGGAGCUGGUCCGUUCACAGGUGAUGGAUGAAGCCACUGCCCAGCGCCUCCAGGAGGGCCUCACCUCCAUCGAGGAGGUUUCUAAGAACCUGAAGAAGUUCCUGGAGGGCACCAGCUGCAUUGCUGGCGUCUUUGUGGACUCCACAAAGGAGCGGCUGUCUGUGUACCAGGCCAUGAAGAAGGGUAUCAUCAGGCCAGGCACUGCAUUUGAGCUCCUGGAGGCACAGGCGGCCACGGGGUACGUGAUUGACCCCAUCAAGGGCCUCAAGCUGACAGUGGAGGAAGCUGUGCGGAUGGGCAUCGUGGGCCCUGAGUUCAAGGACAAGCUGCUCUCUGCUGAGAGGGCGGUCACUGGCUACCGGGAUCCCUACUCCGGAAAGCUCAUCUCUCUCUUCCAGGCCAUGAAGAAGGGCCUUAUCCUGAAGGACCACGGGAUCCGCUUGCUUGAGGCCCAGAUUGCAACAGGAGGCAUAAUUGAUCCUGAGGAGAGCCACCGCCUCCCUGUGGAGAUUGCCUACAAGAGGGGCCUCUUUGACGAGGAGAUGAACGAGAUCCUGCUGGAUCCCAGCGAUGACACCAAGGGUUUCUUCGACCCCAACACAGAGGAGAACCUCACCUACCUGCAGCUCAUGGAGCGGUGCAUCACUGACCCAGAGACCGGCCUCUGCCUCCUGCCCCUGAAGGAGAAGAAGCGGGAGAGAAAGACCUCCUCCAAGUCCUCUGUCCGCAAGCGCAGGGUGGUGAUUGUUGACCCAGAGACAGGCAAGGAGAUGUCCGUGUAUGAAGCCUAUCGCAAAGGCCUCAUCGACCACCAGACCUACCUGGAGCUGUCUGAGCAGGAGUGCGAGUGGGAGGAGAUCACCACCUCCUCAUCUGACGGUGUGGUGAAGUCAAUGAUCAUCGACAGGCGCUCGGGGCGCCAGUAUGACAUUGACGAUGCCAUCGGCAAGGGCCUGAUCGACCAGUCAGCCCUGGACCAGUACCGCUCGGGCACCCUCUCCAUCACCGAGUUUGCAGACAUGCUCUCUGGCAACAUGAGCGGCUUCCGGUCACGGUCGUCCUCUGUGGGAUCAUCCUCCUCCUACACUGUCAGCCCAGCCCCUACGCGAACGCAGAUAUCCAUGUGGAGCGACCCGACGGAGGAGACCGGGCCGGUGGCAGGUAUCCUGGACACAGACACUCUGGAGAAGGUGUCCAUCACAGAGGCGAUGCGCCGCAACCUUGUGGACAACAUCACAGGGCAGAGGCUGCUGGAAGCCCAGGCCUGCACCGGGGGCAUCAUUGACCCCAACACUGGGGAUAAGUGCUCCGUUGCCGACGCGGUGAACAAGGGCCUGGUCGACAAAAUCAUGGUGGACCGCAUCAACCUGGCGCAGAAGGCCUUCUACGGCUUCGAGGACCCACGGACCAAGACGAAGAUGUCAGCAGCCCAGGCCCUGAAGAAGGGCUGGCUGUACUAUGAGGCUGGGCAGCGCUUCUUGGAGGUGCAGUACCUGACAGGGGGCCUGAUCGAGCCCGACGUCGAGGGCCGCGUCUCCUUGGACGAGGCGCUGCAGAAGGGCACCAUUGACACACGCACGGCCCAGAAGCUGCGGGACGUGAACACCUACUCCAAGUAUCUCACCUGCCCAAAAACCAAGCUCAAGAUCUCCUACAAGGACGCGAUGGACCGAAGCAUGAUCGAGGACGGGACCGGCCUGCGGCUGCUGGAGGCCUCCUCCCAGUCCAGCAAAGGCUACUACAGCCCCUACAACGUCAGCAGCGCCGGCUCCACCUCCGGCUCCCGGUCGGGCUCCCGGACUGGGUCCCGGUCAGGCUCCAGGCGAGGUAGCUUUGAUGCCACUGGCUCCGGCUUCUCCAUGACCUUCUCUUCCUCCUCCUACUCUUCCUCAAGUUUUGGGCGCAGAUAUGCUGCGGGUCCCCAGAGUGCCAUGGAGGUGGCUGCCCUCGCCCUUGCCUUGUCCCUCCCGAGCAGGAGCUGCGGGCAGGAGGUGAGCGGGGAGCCCCCUGGGCUGCGCGGGCCCCCGCAUGGAGGUGGCUGCCCUCGCCCUUGCCUUGUCCCUCCCGAGCAGGAGCUGCGGGCAGGAG